AUGGAGGGCCAUCAAACUUUUGGCUUGUCAAAAGUUUCAGUAGCUGAUCAUGAUAGGUAUCUUAGCCGGGAAGUGCUGGCAGAACAAGAAGCAGAUAGAGUUUAUGGAUUACCAGGGCAACCUCCAGUGAAGUUCAAACAAUAUGCAGGCCCAGGUUGUUCCUCAAUUGGUUAUGGAGCAGCAGAGGAAUUGGGACCCUUCUUUCCCCAGGAUAGUAGCCAUCCAAAGCUAAAGUUGAACCCUUAUUCCUGGAACAAUGCUGCCAAUCUUUUGUUUUUGGAAAGCCCUGUUGGAGUGGGAUUCUCCUACACCAACACCAGCAGUGACACAAAUCAGCUUGGUGACUCCAUUACUGCUAAAGAUUCACACGCCUUCAUAGUCAAGUGGUUUAGGAGAUUUCCACAAUUCAGAUCACACAAGUUCUACAUUGCUGGCGAAAGCUAUGGAGGACACUAUGUUCCACAACUUUCGGAGCUCAUUUUUUAUAAGAAUCGGAAUCCUGCCAAGAAAGACUACAUCAACUUCGAAGGAUUCAUGAUUGGAAAUGCAGCAUUGGACGAAGAAACAGACACAAAGGGUUUGAUAGAUUAUGCCUGGCAUCAUGCAGUAAUAUCAGACGGAUUAUACCAUAACAUUACAACCAAAUGCAAUUUCAGCCUUCAAAAUCAAACAGAUGAAUGCAAUGAUGAUGUGGAUAAGUACUUCCAAGUGUAUGACAUUAUUGACAUGUAUAGUUUGUACACUCCCAUAUGUUUCAGCAACCUCAGCAGCAAAGCCCCUGAUGUCAGAGGCACAACCCCACAAACUUUUUCCAAAAUUGUUUGGCAUAGAAAACGAGCUGGAUAUGAUCCCUGUGCAUCCGAUUACACAGAAGUGUACCUAAACAGGCCAGAAGUCCAAAAGGCACUGCAUGCCAAUGUCACCAAAAUUCCCUAUCCAUGGACACACUGCAGUAUCGGAUCUUGGACUGACUCACCAAAGUCCAUGCUUCCUGUGCUCAAGAAGCUUAUUGCUGGUGGUCUUCGCAUUUGGGUUUACAGUGGAGAUACAGAUGGAAGAGUUCCAGUGACUUCAACAAGAUACACUCUGAGAAAGUUGGGGCUGGACAUUGUUGAAGAUUGGAGUCCUUGGUAUACUAGCCAAGAGGUGGGAGGAUGGAGAGUUGUUUACAAAGGGCUAACUUUUGUGACCAUAAGAGGUGCUGGCCAUCAAGUUCCAACUUUCACUCCCAAACCAGCUCUGCAGUUGGGCAAAGAGGGGAUCUCAAAUAAUAGGGUUCUGGAGUGUGUGAUUGGGGGCAAGGGUUCGUUCAUUCGAUUUGCAAGGACGCGAGAAUCGUGA
Molecule: messenger RNA, 1341 nt
Organism: Sphenostylis stenocarpa
Lineage: Eukaryota; Viridiplantae; Streptophyta; Magnoliopsida; Fabales; Fabaceae
Source: the annotation of a GenBank genome assembly